Molecule: messenger RNA, 1259 nt
Organism: Archocentrus centrarchus (flier cichlid)
Lineage: Eukaryota; Metazoa; Chordata; Actinopteri; Cichliformes; Cichlidae
Gene: crybb1l1
Product: crystallin, beta B1, like 1
Exons: 6
Coding region: 66-725 (219 amino acids)
Biological process (GO): lens development in camera-type eye; visual perception
Molecular function (GO): structural constituent of eye lens
Source: RefSeq, a predicted model, not a curated record
GCACUCCGAGCCACACACACUCUGAGUGAGGCUCGGCACAGGCAUCGCACACACAGUCAGUAAUCAUGUCCAGUGGAGAUAAAUCCAAGACUUCCUCCCAGACUGACGGAAAGGCUGUUCAGAGCAAGAAGUCUGAGAUGGGAAUGAUGUCCUACAAGAUGUAUGUGUUCGACCAGGAGAACUUCCAGGGUCGCAUGAUCGAAAUCAGCAAUGAGUGCAUGAAUGUGUGUGAGAUGGGCAUGGACCGCGUGCGUUCCCUGCGUGUUGAAUGUGGACCCUUCGUGGGCUUUGAGCAGAUGAACUUCUGCGGUGAGAUGUACAUCCUGGAGAAAGGAGAGUAUCCCCGCUGGGAUUCCUGGAGCAACUGCCAGAAGAACGACUACCUGCUGUCCUUUAGACCUGUCAGAAUGGAUCCCGAGAAGCACAAGAUCUGCCUGUAUGAGGUGGGAGAGUUCAAGGGCCGCAAGAUGGAGAUCAUGGACGAUGACGUCCCCAGCCUGUUCUCCUAUGGCUUCACUGACAGAGUGGGCAGUAUCAUUGUCAGCUGUGGAACCUUUGUGGGAUACCAGUUCCCCGGAUACCGUGGCAGCCAGUACCUGCUGGAGAAGGGCGAAUACAGGCACUUCAAUGAAUAUGGUGCCCGCCAUCCUCAGUUCCAGUCUGUGAGGCGUAUCCGUGACAUGCAGUGGCACCAACAGGGCUGCUACACCAUGGCCAGCAAGUGAGGCUCAGGGAAGGAGAGAAAGAGAAAGAGCGGAGGUGAGGGAGAGGGGCGGAGGAAGCGGGAAAGGGGGAGAGAUGUCUGAAGCCUUUACCUCAGUGCCUUAAAAAAAGGCAUUUGAUCUAAUGCAGUGAGGGGAAGGGUGAGGAUCUGUAUCUGCCCCUGACUGGAGACAACACCUCAGUGGAAGGGCCCCAAAACCAUCAGACCACCCUCCAUUCCCCUCUGUCUCUAUUUUUCUCUUUCUCCCCUAUGGGCUGAGCAUUGCUUUCCCUGCUUUUCUUCCUUUUUUUUUUUUUUUAUUUUUAAAGUCCCUCACUUCAUUCCCCUCCACAGUCCUCUGAGACACAGAAGAGGGAACAGUGUCUCUGACUGUUUUACACACAUGAUUCUCGGCUCAGGGUAUGAUGCAUCAUGGGACACUGAGUCCUUAGAGCCCCCUGUUCCCACGUCUUCCUGCCCCUGUGCAUUGCACACCCUCUCUGCUGUACAGAAUCCUGGCCAAGUUUUCAAUAAAAAGGAAAAUCUUGAUUUCAAA